Molecule: messenger RNA, 1439 nt
Organism: Tarenaya hassleriana
Lineage: Eukaryota; Viridiplantae; Streptophyta; Magnoliopsida; Brassicales; Cleomaceae
Exons: 3
Coding region: 15-1202 (395 amino acids)
Source: RefSeq, a predicted model, not a curated record
UUUUUUUGCUGAAAAUGGUUGGAUCCUUUUGUCAGGAAUCUGGAGCCAUCAUCAUCCUAAUAGUAACGACACAAAACAUCAUGAUACGGAUGAGGAAACUGUGCCCGAACAUAGACAAGGAAGAUGGAUUGGAGACAGUGUUGGAGGUUCCAAUACCUGAGGAGAUGUUCUCGAGUAUGGGGACCAACGUGGCGUUGAGAUGGCAGAACAUGCUGACGUGGAUGAAAGCUCAGACCUCCGACAAGUGGUCGCAGCCGCUGAUCGCCGCCCGAAUCAACGAGCUGCGGUUCCUCCUCUACCUCGUCGGCUCCCCUCUCAUCCCUCUCCAGGUCCAGCUCGGCCAUUCCCUUCACAAGCCCGUCAAAGACAACUCCAUUCAAGCGUCGACGGCGAAGUACAUAGUGCAGCAGUACAUAGCGGCGACGGGAGGGCAGGCGGCGAUAAACGCGGUGAACAGCAUGUGCGUGACCGGAGAGGUGAAGAUGACGGCGUCGGAGUUUCACCAAGGCGAUGACUCCGGCGCCAAUCUCAAGAGCACCGACGAGAUGGGUGGGUUCGUUCUAUGGCAGAAAGAUCCUGACCUCUGGUGUAUGGAGCUCGUCGUCUCCGGUUGCAAGGUCGUCUCCGGUAGCAACGGCCGGCUUUCAUGGCGUCACUCUUCGAACCAGCAGUCUCCUCCUUCCACCGGACCUCCCCGACCCCUCCGCCGCUUCUUACAGGGAUUGGAUCCUCGAUCGACGGCGAACCUGUUCCUGGACGCGACUUGCAUCGGGGAGAAGAUAAUCGGCGGGGAGGAUUGCUUCAUCCUGAAGCUGGAGACGAGCCCGGCGGUGCGAGAGGCUCAGAGCGGUCCAAACUACGAGAUCAUACACCACACGAUCUGGGGGUACUUCAGCCAGAGAUCGGGGCUCCUGAUCCAGUUCGAGGACUCGAGGCUUCUGCGGAUGCGGACCAAGCAAGACGACGACGUUUUCUGGGAGACGAGCGCCGAGUCGGUGAUGGACGAUUACAGGUACGUCGACAACGUCAACAUCGCCCACGGCGGACGUACAUCCGUGACGGUUUUCCGGUACGGAGAGGCGUCGGCGAACCACCGGAGACAGAUGACGGAGAAGUGGCGCAUCGAGGAGGUCGAUUUCAACGUAUGGGGUCUCUCCGUUGAUCAUUUCCUUCCUCCGGCCGAAUUGAAGAUCGGAGAAUGAGGGUUUUGGUAAUAGAUCAGACUGAGAAUCAGAAGUUUUUUGGAUUUCGAAGAAUGCAAUCGUUUAGGGGGUUAGCGUGAAGAGAGGUUUUAGGGUUCAAACCAAAUCCGUGAGUUCGAUGCCUUGCCUUCGAUUAUUUUGGCUUCCCCCAAUUUGUCGAGAAACACGAAUGUUCUGUCGGCGAAAGAAUCCAACUUUAAUAAUUUUGACAUAAAUAUCAAAUUAUACUUGCAUGAA